AUGCGGGAUGAUGUAAUGAAAAUGUUUGACGACUUGGAGAAUUCUGUUGCUAAGGACGCUGAAUCAUUUAAGGCAGAAACACUCGAGAAGCUGACAAAGAAACAGUCUGACAGUGAGAAACAUGUUGCUGACGUAACAAAAUCUCUGGAAACAAUUGAUAACGUUCAUCAGAACAGGACGCCCUCACAGCAGUUUAUACUGGAACAAAGAAUGAAGAGAAAAGUCGAUGAACUUAGCAGCAACGUUGACAAGGAAUGUCAAAGGUUAGAGACUCUGGCCGUUUCAUUUGAUUUUGAUGAAACAUUGAGACUACCCCCACUUCCAAUUUCAUAUUACGUUCCGGGACAAUUGACAUUUAAAUGCUCUCUAUCGGAAGAUGUAAAACCCAUCGCACCUGUAGAUCCGAUCGUUAAGUUAACGAAUAUUACUUCCAUUGAUCUAAAGCAGACUGAAGAUGAUGUCAAAGUACCGUUCUACUCUGGACUGGAUUUCCUUCCGGAUGGUAGACUGGUUGCCGUGGAUAAUAAUAACAAGAAAUGUUUGAUUUACAAUGAGAAGCUUGAGAAAAUAGGAUCAUAUCAGUUAUCGUAUGCACCACGUAGUGUAGUUGCUGUAUCUGAGGAGGAAGUGGCGAUAACAAGUGGUGCUAACUACAAGAUAGACUUUCUACGUGUAAGUAAAUUUAAUGAAAUAACUUUAAACAGGACAUGUAAGGUAAAGUCGCAGUACGAUUCUAUAUGUCAGAAAGAUGAGAGAAGCUUUAUUGUUGGAACUAUGCAUGAUACAAGACAUGUUCGUAUUGUUUCUCUGUCUGGAGAAGAGAAAGAUGUCAGUAUCAACUUUCCAAACAUGAAAUAUCCUAGUGACACUAGUGCUUGUACAUAUAUAAGAAACAGUGACAAAGUGAUUCUCACCGAUAGGUACGAGCAUACAGUCUACAUAUAUGACAUCAAGAGCAACACCAGGGUUGUUGUCAAGGACGACCAGAUAAAAGAACCAAAAGGUGUAACUCUAGGUCCAUCCAUUUAUAUCCUUGUCUGCAGCAAAGGCACAAAUUCUAUUGUACAGAUCUCUGAAACAGGGCGAGUCCUGUUCUCGUACAAGUUAGAUAUUGAAUUUCCAUACAGGGUCUGCGUGUCUAAGAAUAAAUCACAGUCAUUGCUGUCACAAAUAGCUUGGUCGGUGGGAGAAAGUUGCAGUUAUUACAAAUUACAUUAUAAAUUCAAUGAUAUACUUAACUCUCUCUGA
Messenger RNA from Mercenaria mercenaria, 1248 nucleotides. RefSeq lists its product as uncharacterized. Bases 1 to 1248 code for a protein of 415 amino acids. The transcript has a single exon. Lineage: Eukaryota; Metazoa; Mollusca; Bivalvia; Venerida; Veneridae. The record is from RefSeq and is a predicted model, not a curated record.